AACAGCGCAUUUAUAAACGCCUGUGACGUCAGUCGAGCGGCUCAGCCUCGGGGAUGAAGAUGGUUCUCAUCAAAGAAUACCACAUUGUUUUGCCAUGCACUGUUGAAGAGUAUCAAGUAGGGCAGCUGUACUCUGUGGCAGAAGCCAGCAAGAAUGAGACCGGUGGAGGAGAGGGCAUAGAGAUAUUGAAGAACGAGCCCUAUGAAAAGGAUGGCGAGAAAGGACAGUACACGCACAAAAUCUACCAUCUCAAAAGCAAAGUACCAGGCUUUGUAAGGGUGAUCGCUCCUGAAGGUUCGCUUGUGUUCCACGAAAAGGCCUGGAAUGCGUACCCUUACUGCAGAACAAUUGUAACGAAUGAGUACAUGAAGGAUGAUUUUUUCAUCAAGAUUGAAACAUGGCACAAACCUGACCUUGGAACACUAGAGAAUGUUCACAAAUUGGACAGUGGAACGUGGAAGACUGUGGAGGUCACACCCAUUGACAUUGCAGACAAAGAACAAGUAGCCCCUGGUGACUAUAAGGUAGAUGAGGAUCCAGCUAUUUUUAAGUCAGUCAAGACCGGCAGAGGACCACUGGGACACAAUUGGAUGAACGAACUGGUUAAUAACCCUGACUGCCCACGAAUGUGUGCUUACAAGCUUGUCACGGUCAAGUUUAAGUGGUGGGGCCUGCAGAACAGGAUAGAAAGCUUCCUUCACAAGCAAGAGAAGAGAAUCUUCACCAACUUCCACCGGCAGCUGUUCUGCUGGAUUGAUAAGUGGGUAGAGCUCAACAUGGAGGACAUCAGACGGAUGGAAGAGGAGACACAGAAAGAGCUGGAGGAGCUUCGCAAGCAAGGUCAAGUGCGAGGAACCAGUGCUGCUGAUGAAUGAGACCAACCACGACCACCGCUUUCCUCAAGAGGAGAGACCACAUCGGCCUGGCCAAAUCACACCAGUGGAACCAAUCCCAUUAAAUUUACUCAGUCAGGAGCUCUACAUUUAGAUUCGUUACUGAUAUUUUAGAUAUAAACCUCUCUUCCCCACAGUGCCUUUAUCACAAAUGCUGAAGAAUUUUUUUUUUUCUUGUUCAUUCACUUGCUCAGUUUUCCAGACGUUUCCCUCAGGGCAGGGCCAGGCUUUACAUUUCACUUCCUUCACUCUUGUCUUGUCCUGCCUGGGCUUUAUUAAGAACAAACUUUGGGAACAUACCAUUUGCAAACACUUUUCGCUCCAAAAAUCACAAUUGUACAAGCAUAUAUAUGCACACAGAUGCGCAAACACUCCCAGGUGUGAAUUCCUGUGUGGUGAUUUCCCACAAGGCCUUUUAAGGGUGAAGAUUGCUUUCAGUGCGUUUAAUCGCAUGCUUCUUUUCAAAAUCUCUUAUAACAAUAGCCUUUAUGGAA
This is a messenger RNA of Rhinichthys klamathensis goyatoka, 1387 nucleotides long. Its product is annotated as phosphatidylinositol transfer protein beta isoform-like. Bases 54 to 875 code for a protein of 273 amino acids. Lineage: Eukaryota; Metazoa; Chordata; Actinopteri; Cypriniformes; Leuciscidae. Gene Ontology annotation, cellular component: cytoplasm. The record is from RefSeq and is a predicted model, not a curated record. Gene Ontology annotation, biological process: phospholipid transport. Gene Ontology annotation, molecular function: phosphatidylinositol binding; phosphatidylcholine intramembrane carrier activity; phosphatidylinositol transfer activity. The transcript has 11 exons.